Molecule: messenger RNA, 872 nt
Organism: Colletes gigas
Lineage: Eukaryota; Metazoa; Arthropoda; Insecta; Hymenoptera; Colletidae
Gene: Aprt
Product: adenine phosphoribosyltransferase
Exons: 5
Coding region: 200-733 (177 amino acids)
Biological process (GO): adenine salvage; AMP salvage
Cellular component (GO): cytoplasm
Molecular function (GO): AMP binding; adenine binding; adenine phosphoribosyltransferase activity
Source: RefSeq, a predicted model, not a curated record
UAUAACCCCAAUGAAUUAUUUUAUUACGAAACGAAAUAAUACGAUAAAAUCAUCGACUGAAUUUUACAGCGUCCUUUUAUCUGCUUCAUCGUAGCCUGAUCUGAUACUGUCACACGUCACACUGCUCAAUUAUACCAAAUCUGGUCACACUGUACUUAGUACAACCAUCAUCGGUAUUUGAGAUUUUCAGUUAUUCAGAAUGGACAAAAUCGAAAAAAUUAAUUUGUUGCGGAAUACAAUUAAAAGUUAUCCAGAUUUUCCUAUACCCGGUGUUGUAUUUCGAGAUAUAUUCAACGUAUUCCAUAACAUAAGAGCAUUGCGUGCAAUGAAAGAUUUGAUAGUAGAGCAUACUUUAUUUCUUGAAGUUGAUUUGGUUGUAGGUCUUGAUUCAAGAGGUUUCCUCCUUGGACCUAUGAUCUGUAUAGAAUUGGGGAAACCUUUUGUACCUAUUAGGAAAAAAGGAAAACUUCCAGGAAAGGUUACACAAAAAGAUUUUACUCUUGAAUAUGGACAGGAGACAUUUGAAAUACAAACUGAUUGCAUAAAAAAAGGCUCACGAGUGCUUAUCGUAGAUGAUUUACUAGCGACAGGAGGUUCUAUGGCUGCUGCAAUAGAAUUAAUAAAAUCAACUGGAGCUAAAGUGAUUGAAUGUUUGGUAGUAAUUGAAUUAAAUGCAUUAAAGGGAAGAGAAAAACUUAAUGUCCCUGUUCAUUCGUUCGUUCAAUAUGAUUGAUUUCUACUUUAAAGCAAUGUGUAUAGGGCAAUUGUAAAUUUAAGAACGUAAACAUCAUAAGCUGUAUAAUAUCAUCAUUGUUUAUACAGAAACAAAGUAAAUUGUAAAUUGUAAAUGUAAAUUUAAGAACGUAAACAUC